AACAAUAAUCGAUUACGCGACAAUAAUUGAAGAAGAUUGUUUGCAUCGUCAAUAAACGCAUCAAGCGACAAUAGAAUUCAACGACGCAGACUGUGUUUGAGAACUUGAGAACUUAAAGCAGUGUUUGAGAGUGUUGCAAGAGUCACUGUGAAAACAGACAUGUUUUGGAUCGAGCCCGACGAGGAGGAGGAGGCGUUGCUAUGCAGCCCUGCUCUGAUGGCCAGGCGGGCCUCGGAGUCCUGGAUCGUUGCACCUCCCGUGGAGGCGAUGCCGGUGGCGGCAAUGCCUGCCCUUCAACGAAAGAAGUCACUGCCGGACGUGGCGCAGCCGAUCCACCUCAGAGCCACGGCGCCAUUGUCGAGGGAAGAAGUCAGCAUCCUGAGCAGUCUCAGGAGAGAAGAGAUCCGCAGGCAGAUUGACGAGAGCGAGAGACUCAGGGCUAAUCCGCUUUUGUACCUAGUCAGUCCUCAAGUUAAGGACUGGUUCUCUCGACAGCAGCUGGUGAUGCUGGUGCUCUUCAUCAACAUAUCUCUAGCUUUGAUGUUCUUCAAGCUGCUGACGUAGCAGCCAGCCGACAAUCGGGUUCACGGACUUGUGCUGGACGUGACCUGAGAUCCGGCGGCGUCGCGACGCCUUUGGUCGUCACCGAAUCAGAAUUUUGAUGGAAAACGACGGAGGAUAUAUGGCCGCACCAAGAAUCGCUGGAAAUGACUUUCACGAGCGAUUCACUCGGUCUUACGCGUCGCGUGGGCUUCACGAGAGACAAAGGAGGAUAUUUGGAUUGGGACCGACGCGAGGAGAGGAUUCAAAGAGGAUCAACGUCGACAAGGAUCUUGUUGCGUAGAGGCGAUCAUAAUCGAUCUCCAAAUAAUCGCGAGAAUCCGAGUAGACGAGAGCAACGGAGGGAGCAAUCGAGACGAGAACGUUCUUCUGAGAUACAGGUAUCGCAGAGAUCUGCGAUACUGCUAAAUUCACGAUUGUAAAUUAAAAAGGGCUUAAGCGUCAGAAAUACGAAGAGAAUUUAGGAGUAAUACGAACUUUCGAGUGGCUUACGGAGACAAAAUCUAAUAAUCUGCCCAUGAUAAAAUUUUUUGCAGUACGAAAAUUUGACGCUUGAAUCCCUUUUUAAUUGGCAGAGCUUAGUAUUUUGGAAAAUCUUUGGGAAAAAAAAGAUGAAACUCCUGAGCGCAGUUUGUUCUUCGCGCAAGGAGACAUCGACAACACAUUUUUUGGAAAUGAGCGCGUUGCGCACAUCCAACGCCUGUGUAUCAUAUAUACCUAUUUUUACACUAAAUAUUUUAAUAUUACUUGUAAAAAAAGGAGUAGGUCGAUCGUACCUGAUGCGGUACGCGCGUACGAAUCCUUCUCUUCAUUAGUCAUAAUUAUUCUUUUUGGGCGAUCAGCUCGAGUGCAGUGACAGCGACGAUCGAAGUCGAUCGAUUUUUGGACAAGUUAGCUUAUAUGCCCAAAGAUAUGUCGAGCACUUUUCUCGACGAUUCUCAAGAAUUAAGGCUGACGUUGUUUGAUUUAAGGCGACUUGUAAAGUCGAAUUAUCCGAAUCGUGUUUUAACUAUUUUCCUAAACGUAGCGAUUGUAAUCUAGCAAUGAUCGUAAUUGUAGCCGUAAUUGAUGCCGACGCGUGCAACGUAAAGGAUAAAUUCAUGAACGCGUAUCCGAGCAUUUAUAGUGUUCCAAGACGAUUACUCGUAAAUCGUAAUCGUGAAUUUGUAAGUCGUAAGCUUGCCGUAAAGUUGUCGUAAAGAAGAAAUGUAGAAGGUUCGUAGUCAUCUAACUUUGACGAGAUCCGCGGAAUUAUAGUUACAAUUACUGUCGUUGAGAGAGAAUACGACGAGCGAGAUUUGAAUUCUUCGUCGUACCGCCUCUCCUCUCGAUCACGGAAUUGUCCAGCGAGCCAAUAGUAAAAUGUGUCGAUACGAUAUUAAGCCGCGCACAAGUUGCGAGAAAUGUUUUCGUUACGAAUAUACGACUUCGCAUUUGAUGAGAGAUCGAAGGUCGCACGUUUCUAAUCGUCGACGCAAAAAAUCGACGUUGUUUUUUCCGAGGCUUUGUACAUUCUGCGUCUACGAAUGAUAUUAACUUUGAAAUUGCGAAUGACUCAUAUCACGAUAAUCAAAUCGCGUGCGCUCGUGAUAAGAUCGUUCAUUUAAGACGCAAAAACGCGAUUUCCAUAAGUGAGGCGACUUUUGUGCGAAAACUAGAAGCAGAUUAAGUACGAUUUCGCUUUCGAUGAAAUUUCGUAGGAAUAUUUUGGAAAGAGAAAAUUAUCUCUAGCAUAAACUAUAAUAUUUGAUUCACGAUAUCUGCAAUUGCGUUUAUCUGUAUUCUACAAAAAAAACGCACAAACGCGAGAAUUAGCUUUUACCUUAUGUUUUCUCGUCCGCGAAACGUUUGCGACGAAUCGAUGAUCGGCCUUGCUGCACUCGAACAAUCGCAUUUUUCUAGCCUCGAGGGCAUAGCUUGUAUAUCUCUAGAUAAAUUUGUAAAUAAUCUUGUAAACGUCGAUUGCGCAGAAUUUGUCCACACUACGCGAUACCGUUCUCGCGCUCUCGAUACAAGUUUGGCCGAAAAGCGAGGAACGAAUUCAUGUCGAGGUCAUCUUUUGUCUCGUUCUUUUUUCAUAGCAGAACUAAGCUUCCUAUCCUGCUUUAACAGUGCCAAUGACAUAGCCAGCGUACUUCCGCGAGAGUAAAUUUGAUUAGCGGUACAACCGAAAAUCCCACUUCGAGCGCGAGCACGCGAUGCGAAGUGGCUCGAAGAUAAGAUAAAGCGAUCGAGAUGCAACGGGACGAUAUUUUCGAUGCGAUCCGCAUAUAAAGAGCAUAAGAAAACAAGAACACUCAUCCGCUAUUUGUUUCAAGGCGGACCGUUUUCUUGGGUAUGUCGGACAAAUAAGAUCGCUAGAUUCGUAUUGUUGGGUUUACGUUUGACACUUAUUACACGACACUUUGUGCUUGACAGUAAUACAGUAAUUUAAAUACCAAAAGAAUUGUUUCGGACAUUACACUACUAAAUACGAGAAUGCUGUGCAAUAAAGGGAUGCUGAACUGAGAGAUAUCUGUCGGAUAGAAAUGUCAAACGUAAACUCAGUUUACCUAAAGGCGAAUGCGAGCCUCCUCACUUUAGGGAGGUGAAAUCGAAAAGAGGCGCAAAAUGUUGUCGAAUAAUUCUGAAUUGCAAGGACUGAAUUUUGAAGGAAGGACGGCUUUUUGUCACGAAGCGCAUUCGCAUAGAUACAAUAUCUAUUAUCGUACGCACAUUCGCAAUUGCGGAGUCUCAUGUAUUGUAUAUAUAUUUAAAUAAUUAGCUAGUAUCAAAGAGGAGUUACAGAGAAUUUGAUAUUGGGUAUCGUCGGAGAAGCAUCCAUGAGAAAAAGAUGAGGCGAUAUAAUCGGAAUGAAGACCAAAGGGAAGUAGGAGAAUCAUUUUUGUCACCAUAUCACUGAUCAAACAAAAUGUACGAUUUAUAAUUUUAUUUAUCGAGAAUGGGAAAAAUGAUUUCGCGAUUUAUGGUGCUACAUCAUGUGUACAUACAUAUAUACGCGUACAUACGAUCGCAUGUAUAUUUUACUUAUCUGUUGAUUAUUAUCGCAAUUAGCGCGCAUAUCCCAUUAUUAUUGUAUAUUAUUAUUAUGAUUAUCAUUAAAUGGGUUAUUAUUAUUAUUAUAUAUCAUUACUAUUAUUACUAUUGCUACUAUUACUAUCGUUAUUAUUAUUAUUAUUACCGCAUUAUCAUCAUCAUCAUACCAAAUACUGCAGUACUUAAAACACGGACGUGAGAGAAAUUUUGGUACUUUGGAAAACACGCGACACUAGAACCGGAGGCCCAUUGUCAUUGUUAAUUUGCGCAAGCAGUGAUUCAAUAAACUUGUAUCAUAACUAA
This is a messenger RNA of Ooceraea biroi (clonal raider ant), 3900 nucleotides long. RefSeq lists its product as uncharacterized. The record is from RefSeq and is a predicted model, not a curated record. NCBI's taxonomy places the organism in Eukaryota, Metazoa, Arthropoda, Insecta, Hymenoptera, Formicidae.